AGUGGUGGUGUUUGAAGUGCUGUUUGAAGUGCUGCUCUGUCCGGAGGGGAAGCAGGAGGAGAGAAGCAGCGCUGCGCAGACCAGAAAGAAUAGAAAAGAAAAGAAAAGAAAAGACGGAAAAGUGCACGGAAGUGAAGAAGAGCAGAAAAGUCGGAAAGUUCUCCUGCAUCUGCGCGCGACUUUUCUUCUUUCUUUUCUGAGAGUGAGAGAGGAGAGUUUGGGAGUGAGGAGUGCUGUGCUGGAGGAUGAGGUGACAGCUGAGAGAUCAGUGGAGAACCUUCCUCUUUCUCUCUCACUGUCACUGCUGGAGAUGAUGAUGAUCAGGAUGAUGAUGAUGAUGAUGAAGAUCUCCCUACAGGAGGACCAAACUGCACCCGAGUCGGAUUAACUCCCUUUUCCUCUAGGAUGUUAUAACACUUUUUUUUUUUACCUUCUAAAUAAAACUUUGCUGUGUUUCCUGCGGCGCUCCAUGGAAACGGAUCCGAGGCUUUCGGGCUCGCGCUUCCCCGUUAAACUCGCGCUGCGCUUUAUUUUCUGUUUGUUUGUAUUUUUCUCCUCUACAGUAAAAUGAAGGAGCGGAAAUUAACCUGCUGCUAAUUAACCGCUGGAUUACUGUAAACACACACACACACACACACACACACACACAACACACACACAGCAGAGUAAGCGCGCGAGCCUCUGGUCGGUGCUGCGGGUUCGGGAGAGAUGACGGCGCGCGCGCUCGGUUUUGCGCUCUUCAUUGUGCACGCGUGCGCAGGAUCUCGGCUGCGGCAGGAGGACUACCCGCCCCGCAUCGUGGAGCAUCCCUCCGACCUGAUCGUGUCCAAGGGUGAACCGGCGACCCUCAACUGCAAGGCCGAGGGGCGGCCCACGCCGACGGUGGAGUGGUACAAAGACGGCGAAAGGGUGGAAACGGAUCGGGACGACUCACGUUCCCAUCGCAUGCUCCUUCCCACUGGUUCUCUCUUCUUCCUGAAAAUCAUUCACGGACGUCGGAGCAAACCAGACGAAGGCUCGUACGUCUGCGUAGCUCGCAACUAUCUCGGAGAAGCUGUUAGCCACAACGCGUCGCUGGAAGUAGCCAUUCUCCGUGAUGAAUUCAGGCAGAACCCCAGCGACGUCAUGGUGGCCGCCGGAGAACCGGCAGUGAUGGAGUGCCAGCCCCCUCGUGGACACCCAGAACCCACCAUCUCCUGGAAGAAAGAUGGCAUGAACGUAGACGACAGAGAUGAACGUAUAACAAUCCGAGGCGGGAAGUUGAUGAUCACCAACACGAGGAAGAGCGACGCCGGGAAGUACGUGUGUGUGGGAACGAACAUGAUGGGCGAGCGGGAGAGCGAGAUCGCCGAGCUCACCGUGCUGGAGAGACCCAGUUUCCUGCGCAGGCCGAGCAGUCAGUCGGUUCUGGUGGAGCAGAGUGUGGAGUUCAGGUGUGAGGCGCAGGGAGACCCCGUCCCCACCGUCCGCUGGAGGAAAGAGGACGGAGAACUGCCCAAGGGAAGGUUCGAGAUCCGUGAUGACCACACCCUGAAGCUGAAGAAGCUGAGCUCGGCCGACUCCGGCUCCUACACCUGCCUGGCGGAGAACAUGAUGGGGAAGGCAGAAGCCACAGCCACCCUCACUGUCCAUGUGCCUCCGGUGUUUGCGGUGCGGCCGAGGAACCAGGUGGUCGGGUUGGGACGCACCGUGACGUUUCAGUGCGAGGCGACAGGAAGUCCGCAGCCGGCCAUCUUCUGGCAAAGAGAAGGCAGUCAGAACCUGCUGUUCUCCUCUCAGCCGCCUCAGUCCUCCAGCCGGUUCUCCGUCUCUCAGACCGGUGAUCUGACCAUCACGGGAGUGGAGCGCGGAGACAACGGCUACUACAGCUGCCAGGCGCUCAACAUCGCAGGAAGUGUGAUCACUAAAGCUCUGCUGGAGGUCACCGAUAUCAUUUCAGACCGGCCUCCGCCCAUCAUCCGUCAGGGGCCCACCAAUCACACGGUGCCGCUCGAUGGGACGGUGGUUCUGGGCUGUAAGGCGACAGGAACACCACCACCCACCAUCCUGUGGAAGAAAGACGGAGUUCUGGUGCCCACUCAUGACUCACGGUUCAGGCUGCUGGACUCGGGCGCGCUACAGAUCCGCUACGCCAAGCUUGGAGACACGGGCGUGUAUACAUGUGUAGCAUCCAGUCCCAGUGGAGAAGCGUCAUGGAAGGCCUAUCUGGAAGUUCAAGAGUUUGGUAUUGGAGUCCAGCCUGGCCGACCCACCGACCCCAACCUGAUCCCCAGCGCUCCCUCCAAACCCGAGGUCACUGAUGUCACUCGCACCACCGUGUCUCUGACCUGGAGGCCUGAUCUCCACUCCGGGGCGACGCCCACCUCAUACAUCAUCGAGGCCUUCAGUCAUGCAUCAGGCAGUAGCUGGCACACCGUAGCAGAACAUGUGCGAACUGAGAGCUACGUGUUGAAGGGCCUGAAGCCCAGCGCGGUCUAUCUGUUCCUGGUCAGAGCGGCUAAUGCAUAUGGCCUGAGCGACCCGAGUCCCAUCAGCGACGCCAUAAAAACACAGGAAAUUCCUCCAACCAGUCAGGGAGUGGAGCACGGGCAGAUCCAGAGGGAGCUCGCGGACGUCAUCAUCCACCUCCACAAUCCCACCAUCCUUUCCUCCUCCUCCAUCCGUGUGCAGUGGACAGUGGAGCAGCAGUCCCAGUACAUGCAGGGCUAUAAGGUGAUGUACCGCGUAUCGUCUGAGCCGGGACAGACGCGAAGCGACUGGGCCGUGUUUGAGGUCAGGAGUCCUGCCGAGUACACGGCCGUGAUCGCUCAGCUCCGCAAAGGCACCACCUACGAGUUCAAAAUACGACCCUUCUUCAAUGAGUUCCAGGGCACGGACAGCGACAUCAAAGUCGGCAAGACGCUGGAGGAAGCCCCCAGCGCAGCGCCCAGAGGUGUGACCGUCACACAGAGUGGAGACAACGGCACCGCCAUCCUGCUCUCCUGGCAAGCACCUCCCGAGGACGAGCGUAACGGAGUGGUCCAGGAGUACAGGAUCUGGUGUUUGGGAAACGAGAGCCGUUACCAUAUCAACCGCACAGUGGACGGCUCCACCUUCUCCACAGUGAUCUCAGGUCUGGUGCCGGGCAUCCGGUACAGCGUGGAGGUGGCAGCCAGCACCGGAGCCGGACCUGGAGUGAAGAGUGAGCUCACCUCCUUCCAGCUGGACUCCUCAGGGAAGAUGACUCAGUCUAUAGUGGACCCAGAGGACACGCUCUCUCAGCAGAUCUCGGACGUGGUCAAGCAGCCAGCCUUCAUCGCCGGGAUCGGCGCGGCGUGUUGGAUCAUCCUCAUGGUGUUCAGCAUCUGGCUGUACCGCCAUCGCAAGAAAAGGACGGGCCUGAGCACGAGCUACGCCGGCAUCCGGAAAGUUCCAUCGUUCACCUUCACGCCUACCGUUUCCUAUCAAAGAGGAGGAGAAGCUGUGAGCAGUGCUGGCAGGCCUGGUUUGUUGAACAUUAGCGACUCGGCUAACCAGCCCUGGCUCGCGGACACAUGGCCCAACAGCUGCUCCAACCAGAACGACUGCAGCAUCAACUGCUGCACCGCGAGCAACGGCAACAGCGACAGCAACCUGGCCACCUACAGUCGCCCUGCCGACUGCAUCGCUAACUACAGUCAGAUGGACAGCAAACCCAGCAACCUCCUGGUGCCGGAUUCAUCCCUCUACGGAGAUGUUGACCUCUCCAACAAGAUCAACGAGAUGAAAACGUUCAACAGCCCCAACGUGAAGGAUGGGCGAUUGGUGGGGCCUGCGGGCCAGCCCACGCCUUACGCCACCACCCAGCUCAUUCAGUCCGGCCUGGGCACCAACCACAUGGGCAGCUCUGACCUCAACGAGAAACAGAACUGGAAAGGCAGCCAGGGGACACCUCAGAAACAGGAAGUGACCUUACAGCUGCAGUACAGCAUCAUGGAGCAGAACAAGCUGAACAAGGCCUCAGACCACUACAGAAGUGGAGACAGCACCAUGCCAGCCACCAUCCCGUAUAACCAAGCGGCUGAUCCCAAUCCCACCGUCGGCUCCUACAGCAGCUCCGACCGAGGCAGCAGCACAUCCGGGAGUCAGGGGCAGAAAAAAGGGGGGCGGACCCCGAAAGUGCCCAAGCAGAGCGCGAUGAACUGGGCUGACCUGCUGCCUCCGCCGCCCGUCAGCCCACCGCCGUGUCAGGACUAUGGCAUCUCAAUGGAUGACAGCUACGAGGCCGAACUCCAGUGCCCGGUCCCUCCGUCCCGCAUGUACUUACAGCCUGAUGAGUUGGAGGAGGAGGAAGCAGAUAUGGAACGAGGCCCUACCCCUCCGGUUCGAGGCACGGCCUCGUCUCCCGCCGCUGUGUCCUACAGCCAUCAGUCCACCGCCACUCUCACGCCGUCCCCACACGAAGAUAUGCAGCCCAUGCUCAUGGAGAACCCAGAGAACCCGCAUGAGCGCAGACGACAGUUAGUUAGCCCUGCUCCUCCACCACGGCCUGCGUCCCCGUCUCACACGUACGGCUACAUCUCCGGCCCCUUGGGUCUGGACACAGAUGGCCUGGAGGACGAAGAAGAAGAAGAAGGAGACGAGACGGAUGCAGACGUGCCGCUGGUCCACCAGCGAUACCCUCACGCGCUCAUCCCAGGACAUCAACAUGGGGUGCAUCCAAGGCUGAUGCUGCGUGGGCUGGAUCAGACGCCGGCGUCCAGUACAUGUGAGCUGGACAGCUCGGUCACUGGCUCCAUGAUCAACGGCUGGGGCUCUGCGUCUGAGGAGGACAGUGGGUCAUCGGGACGCUCCAGCAUCAUCAGCUCAUCCGAUGGUUCCUUCUUCACCGAUGCUGACUUUGCACAGGCCGUUGCCGCCGCUGCCGAGUAUGCCGGUCUCCGGGUUGCAAAGCAUUCUGGGAAAGGGCCGCCACACUAUACCGGGCCAGGAGCACGGAAAUACCACAACCUGCCUUCAGGCCACCGUCCAGCAAGUCCCUUUUCUACAGAUAGUAAUAUGAGUGCAGCUGUGGUGCAUAAAAGACCUCCAAAGAAACAGAAACAGCAAGCAGCUGGACACUACCAGCGAAGAGAGGCUUACACAGAUGACCUUCCUCCGCCACCCAUCCCACCUCCAGCCAUGCUCAAGUCCCCGACUCACCCAGCCAAGGCAGCGGCGGAGACAGGAAGGAGGUCCAGCUCAGCCGAGAGCAGGGACAAGAGAGACAAGAAGCCCAGAGAUGCCUCAGACACAAAAACCAGCUCGUCAGAGCGUCGAGACGCUCAAGAAAGACAGAAGGCUCAGAGAGCGGCGAAAUCCAGCAAACCAGAGCCAAGCGCAGGACGCCAGGACCCAGAGGACAUUGUGCCCUACAGUCGACCCUCUUUCCCAGCCGUCCACAGUCCCCGGGGUGACAAAGAGCCGAGCUCGUCCAGCUCCAUGUCAUCGCGAGGUUCUGGAGGCCGGAGGAGAGGUGAAGGAGUCUCUGGGAGCCACAGGAAUCCUGCAGAAAUUAGCCUCAACACCGUAGGAGCCUUCCAGCCAGGAGAAGAGCAACUGGAGAUGGCAGAGAGCUGAAGUUGGAAUGGACACGUCGCUAUUUUAACAACCAUCUUCAAUUUUACCCAUCUCAACAACAUCUUUCCUUUCAUAACUACCAAUCUUGAAAACUGACCAACUCUUUAACUCUUUUAAUUGUGCAUUUAAAGAUCAUUUCUCACAAAAAAACAAAAAAAAAACACAAAAAAAAAAACACUAAUGGUGCAUCUGAGGGAUGAAAAUGGAAAAAAAAAAAAAAGAUUUUGGUUUAAUGUGGUGGUGAUGAUGUGUGGAGUAACUCCAUGCAUGAGUGUGGCUUUGCUCGUAAAGUCCUCGACGCCAGGCAUUACUGUUAAUGAAUAAUAUUAGCUUCAAGCAGAAAGGGAUGGACUUACCUGUAAAUAAAUAAACAUGCAUACACGUCUUUUAUAAUAUGUGUGGUACAUUAAAUUCUGUCUUCCUCAGCUUAUUGGGAUAAUUUCAAAAUUUUUAGCAAUCAUUAUUAUUCUGUAAUUGUAUCAUUUCCAUCCUGGGUGUAAAAUUGCCCUAUCAUUUAAGCCAUUCGAAGAAAAGUGCCACAUUGAAGACGUGUCGUUUCUUUUUUUUGUUGUAAUGCACUGUUAUUUUGUCGUCUGUCGAUGUUUGUUGUUGUUUGUUUGACUUUGGUUUUAAAAGCACAAUCACUAAACUUUAUUUUGAACCAUGUUAUCGAUUAACCUUUUUGUCGUGCGUGAAAAGAACAGGUGCUGUAUGACAAAAGGCCUCGUUAACCCUGACGUAGUUGAAAGAGAGGAAAAGCUGUUUACAAAUAUGGAUGUGAACGUACAGAAAACACAGCCUUGCAUCUCUCUCUCUCUCUCUCUCUCUCUGCCUGAUUCUCAGAAAUGUUUAAUUUGCGCAUUGUUCCAUCAACACACCUUCAUUUACCACGUUAUGCACUUACCGACACUUGGAAUGAAGAGACGGGAAUCUGGAAGGACUGGCUAGCUCAGGGCCGUGGCGUUGUGCCGAGACGUCAGUCACGUUCGAAGAUGAGAGAGGAUGCGAAGUGUUUACUCAGAGGGCAUCUACAACUUUUGUUUCUUAAAGUAAAAAAAAAAAAAGCAUCAGGAAAAAAACAAUAAAGAAAGGUAAUUGAA
This is a messenger RNA of Neoarius graeffei (lesser salmon catfish), 6677 nucleotides long. RefSeq names its product roundabout, axon guidance receptor, homolog 1 (Drosophila) (gene robo1). The transcript has 29 exons. Gene Ontology annotation, cellular component: neuron projection. Gene Ontology annotation, molecular function: axon guidance receptor activity; protein binding. Gene Ontology annotation, biological process: Roundabout signaling pathway; axon guidance; axon midline choice point recognition. NCBI's taxonomy places the organism in Eukaryota, Metazoa, Chordata, Actinopteri, Siluriformes, Ariidae. The record is from RefSeq and is a predicted model, not a curated record. The coding region runs from base 709 to 5577 and encodes 1622 amino acids.